Seminavis robusta is the source of this 2810-nucleotide messenger RNA. Lineage: Eukaryota; Bacillariophyta; Bacillariophyceae; Naviculales; Naviculaceae. The record is from the annotation of a GenBank genome assembly.
GUAAUCGGCUGAAGCCGCUUGGAAACCAUGUAUGUGAUGGCCAAACCAGGUACUAGUACGGGUAACAAUGCUCACCGCGGAUUGUUGGAUGUGGCUGAGAGCUGAGAGUGAACCUGCAUCCUGCUUCUGGACACAGAUCGAAGGCCUAGUAGUGCGAACUGCCUGAUGUCAGUACCAGUACCCAGGAUCGGAUCAGUUGUGAAGUCUCCCAUAAUUUUUGUCCAAGAGAACCAGAGAAGCCACAACAACACAUCAAAGAACAAUCUAAGAGCCAACACAAUAUUACAAUAUAAUGAACAAGCAACUAUCAGCCCCACAUGUCAUGGCCAGCAUCCAUGAUGUUGUUACCAUCAAUAAUCCUCUGCAACGAUCUCUCACAGUUCCUCCUCGUCCCUCCCGGAAGCGUGUCAUUCGAAGAACCAAAUCCUUCACAUGCUCUGCCAAGGACUUUGUCCCACAACGAACGGAUCGCUUUGAAGACAACUACGAUCUCUGUGAAAUGCUGGGGGAGGGCGCCUACGGGGAAGUCUACGUUUGUCGACACCAAUUGACAGGAUCGGAACGGGCCGUCAAGAUUAUUGACAAGACACGCAUGUGUGAAGCCGAGUACGAGGAAGUCAUCAACGAGUUUCAAAUCCUCAAGCAGAUUGACAAUCCCAAUGUCAUUCGCAUGUACGAAUUCUUUGACGUGGACAACAAAUUCUACAUUGUGCAAGAACUGGCCAGGGGAGGGGAAUUGUACGAUGAACUCGAUGAGCAUGGGACGUUGCCAGAACAAGAUGUGGCUCGUCUCAUCAAGCAAGUUCUCUCCUGUCUCAAGUACUUGGCCAAGAACAACAUCGUGCAUCGUGAUUUGAAUCUGGAGAACAUUAUGUUGGAUGAAUCCAAAGACUAUGAACAGCUCAAAGUUAUCGAUUUUGGAUUGGCAACCACGUUGCAAGAGGGACAAAAGAUCACCGAACUGGUGGGAAAAGUCCAUUACCUCGCACCAGAGGUCAUGGAGGGCAGCUAUGGUCCCAAGUAUGAUGUAUGGAGCGCGGGAAUCAUUACCUACAUUUUGCUGGCGGGAUUUGCUCCCUUUGAUGCCGAACUUGAUUCAGAUGUCCGUCAGCUCAUCAUGGAAGGAAAGGUCUCAUUUGAUGAUCCCGAAUGGGAACACAUUUCCGAGGAGGCCAAGGACUUUGUGCGACAGCUUCUCACCUAUGAGGAAGACUCACGUCCUUCUGCAGAAGAAGCGCUCCGCCAUCCUUGGAUUGCCGAUGCCAUUCGCAAGUCAUCGGAUCAUUUCCGUCAGCAAUACUCCAACAUGGCAGCCGAUGCCCUGUCCAACUUGCGGGCAUUCAACUCGUCGUCCAAGCUCAAGCAGGCCACUUGCAGCUUUAUUGCGUCGCAGCUCUUGGAACGAGACGAACGGGAAGAGCUCGAUCGGAUCUUUCGGGGAUUUGAUCAAGAUUGCGACGGAAAACUCUCAAUGGAUGAUCUCCAAUGCAAAUACAAAGAGUUCAACAACUCGGAACUGAGUGAUCAGGAAAUGGCAGAGCUCUUUGACCAAUGCGACCUGUCCGGAUCCAACUUUUUGGACUACUCCGAGUUUGUCGUUGCUAGCAUGAAUGCCAGUGAACUCUUGGAUGACAAGAAGCUACGGGCUGCCUUUGAUCACUACGACCCAGAUCACACUGGAUACAUCACCGCCAAGAGCCUCAUGGAGUCCAUGUCCAAUGUGGCAGAUGAAAGGGUCGCGGACAAGAUCAUUCGACAGGUCGACUGUGGCAAUGAUGGACUCAUAUCGUUUGAGGACUUUAAGAAUAUCAUGACUCAGAAUAAUGAGCCCACUGAACGAGCGGAAGAGGCGGACACUGGGAUCGAUGUGCUUCUUCAAGUCGCUUCGACAGAAAGUGUCUCGAUUGGGGUCGAGGACACUGAAGAGGAGGAGGUUCCUCAAAACGAUGAAGAAGAAGAGGAGGACGAGGAGGUGGAUUUGAUGGGUAAAAGCCUCGAGACCACGGAACGAAUGUAUGAUGAGAGUGCCGCCUCGGUUGGCGUUCGGUUGAUUCAAAGUGAUGAUGAUGAAGAAGAAAAAGUGGAGGAGAAAGAAGCUUUGUUGUCGGCCCAGGAAAAGGGGGGAACGGGCGACGACAAUAGCAUGGACAACAUUCAUGAAGUCACCAAUGACAAGGAUUGUUCGACCAACAAUGAGCCGAGCAGUGUCCUUGGUGGUGAUAUCAUGCAAGGAGAACAAACUAUCAUGCUGUAUGUCCAAUGACGAUGACGACAAUGACAAUGACGAAGUGGCUGACCUCGUGGAGAUGUGAAUGGAGCGACAAUCAUCAAAUCGCAUCAGAUUAUCAUUCGUGUUCAGCACACUACUGCCGACCAACCCUGCUGCUAGGAGAAUCGAAUCAAGCCUGUACAGGCUACAUAAUUCAUAAAGAGAUUACUAUUCAAUGAUCUGGAUUCGGUGGUCGAUACAAGCUCUCGUUAGCUAGCUAGUAAUUGAUUCAAUCAGCUGAGUGGGUGAGAACGGAUUCAAUGCAACCCGGUCACGUUCUUGAGGUGAAAGGCGGCUAUCUUCGGGCUACUGGAUCUCAGCUUGACCAUGCCGGUACGACUGUGCCCUCAAGAGAGGAAAACAUGGACAGUCAAAAGCCGAAAGCAGAUACUGAGCAACUACGAGUAUGUUAGAGGUGAGAUUGCAGCUUUGGCAGCUCCCGCAAACAUCUUCCCAGUGGUCCCAUCAGUUUGUCCGUCCAAGCAGAGUUCAGCCAGUUUCUUUUGCAUGCUGGAACGCUGCGGUACUUGAGGGAAUAUUU